Lodderomyces oxycetoniae is the source of this 1902-nucleotide messenger RNA. Its product is annotated as tRNA dihydrouridine synthase. The coding region runs from base 1 to 1902 and encodes 633 amino acids. Gene Ontology annotation, biological process: tRNA processing. Gene Ontology annotation, molecular function: flavin adenine dinucleotide binding; tRNA dihydrouridine synthase activity; RNA binding. The transcript has a single exon. NCBI's taxonomy places the organism in Eukaryota, Fungi, Ascomycota, Pichiomycetes, Serinales, Debaryomycetaceae. The record is from RefSeq and is a predicted model, not a curated record.
AUGACUGUGCCAGAGAAAAGAUUACAUGAAGAUGGAGAUGGAGACGGAGAUGGAAGUGGAGCUAAUGAUACGACUGCCUUAGAGGAGAAGAGACAGAAUACUCAACCGUAUAUCAAGGGCAUUGCUGGUAUAAAGCCAGAGUUUCUUGCCCCAAUAUCCUCUUUGUCUAGUACGUACACAGAAUACAACGAUGAUGAAGCUGAAGGAGGAGAUAGGGAUAAAAAUGGACUGCAAAAUGGUAAUGGUGACAAAAGGAGAAAGAAGGAACGUGGUCAAAACCAAAAACGUGAUUUAAAGCAAAAGAGAGAUACAGUUCGAUUAUGUGUUUCGUUGAUUGAUCCCGAGGAUGAAAGUACCCCUUGUGUUGCUGGAGAUGAAGAGAAAUGCAAGUAUUCUCACAACUUGGAAGAGUACUUGGCAAGUAAACCAAAAGAUAUUGAUGGGAUGUGUCCCGUAUUUGAAGCUUUGGGAUAUUGUCCAACGGGCAUGAAGUGUAGAUGGUUACACUCGCAUUUCAACAAGGAGACUAAAAAACUAAUCAAGGAUUUGGGAAAACUAGAAACUGAAAAGGACAAGAGCUUUGAAGUUAAUUUGAUUGAUAGAGAAAGCAAGAUUGCAUUACAAAGGAAAAAGUAUAAAUACGAAAUUUCAGAACAAGUGAUUAAGUACUUGGAUUCUAAAGUUCAGCGAAACGAUAGUCAUCAAGAAAAUAGAAAGGAAAAUGAGGCAACUUACGUUGAACAGCCUUUCAAGAUUGCAGAAAAGAAGAAAAUUGACCUAAGAGGUGCCAAAAUUGUUUCACCUUUAACAACAGUUGGUAAUUUACCGUUUCGUCGACUUAUGAAAACUUUGGGAGCUGAUGUCACAUAUUCUGAAAUGGCACUCUCGGUGCCUUUGAUACAGGGGCAUCAACCAGAAUGGGCUUUGCCUAAAGCACACAUAAGCGAGCAUCCAGGAUUUGGUGUUCAAAUAGCCAGCUCGAAACACUGGGCAGCUGCAAAAGCAGCUGAGGUUAUCUAUAGAACCACUCAACAUGUUAGCGAGUUGAAUCUAAACUGUGGCUGUCCAAUUGACUUGCUAUACAAACUGGGACAAGGUUCAGCGUUAUUGGAUCAAACUCCGAGACUAUUGCGUAUAGUGAAAGCCAUGAACGGAUCAUCGGGCGAUAUUCCUGUUACGAUCAAGAUUCGAACAGGUGUGAAGGAAAACAAAAACACGGCGGCACAUCUUGUGGAUAGGGUGUUAAACGAGACCCAAGUUGCAGCAAUCACCUUACAUGGAAGAUCGAGGCAACAAAGGUAUACUAAGGAAGCCGAUUGGGACUACAUAGAAGAAGUAGGUAAAGUUGUUAAGAAUUGGAAUGAGAAGAGAGAAGAAGAUAAGGAAGGUAGAGACACAAACCCAACCUGGUUUGUUGGCAAUGGAGAUGUUUAUACAUAUGAGGACUGGUAUAACGGAGUUGCAAGAGAAGGCGUGGACUCGGUAAUGGUGGCGAGAGGAGCAUUGAUCAAGCCAUGGCUUUUUGAAGAAGUUGAAGCACAACAAUAUUUGGACAAAUCCUCAAGCGAAAGGUUAUCCAUGUUGGAUAAGUUUGCAAAAUUUGCAAUUGAACAUUGGGGAUCUGAUGAGUAUGGUGUCAAUAGUGCUCGGAGAUUUAUGUGUGAGUUUCUCAGUUUUACACAUAGGUAUAUACCAGUAGGCAUUAUGGAGAGACUACCACCGAAAUUGAAUGAAAGGUCGCCCAAAUUUGUGGGCAGAAAUGAGAUGGAGACAUUGCUUUCAUCAUCAGACUACAAAGACUGGAUAAAGAUUACAGAGAUGUUUUUGGGCAAAGCUGGUGAAGAUUUCCAGUUUGUACCCAAGCAUAAGAGCAAUGCCUAUGAAAAUACUGAGAACAGAUAG